Rotaria sp. Silwood1 is the source of this 2361-nucleotide messenger RNA. NCBI's taxonomy places the organism in Eukaryota, Metazoa, Rotifera, Eurotatoria, Philodinida, Philodinidae. The record is from the annotation of a GenBank genome assembly.
AUGGAAGACACAUCACAUUUAGUUACACAUUUUAUGGCUGCUGGAGCUGAACAACGUUUAGAAGAUUAUCAUUUUUUACGAAAUAGUUUUGAAACAAUUAAUGGUCAAGAAUCACAAUUAAAUCGUAUUUUACGUAUGCUUGGUGAAGAUGAAAUAUUUCUUGGUUGGUAUUUUGAUACAACACCUAUUGGAAGAAUGCGACCACGAUCUUAUUAUGAAUUUGAUCGUAUAAAUGAGCCAAUAGUUUUACCAGGAAGUAUUGCUUAUCAACGUCUUCGUGAAAUGGAAAAAGAUGAUCAUAAAAAACGACCAUCAUCAUACGUAUCAUAUCAACGUCCUUAUCCAAAUCGUGAACGUCGAAAUCGAAUAAGUGAAGAACAUGAUAAUUCACCAGUUUCAAAUUCAGAUGAUGAUAGAGCAUCUCGUCUACGAGCUAAAGCUAAAUAUGAAGCUGAAUUAGCAGAAUAUGAUGAAAAACGACGUGCUAAAAAAAGUGUUCGAAUAAAAGAUGAUAAUGAUAAACCAGAUGAUAUUGAAUUAAUUUCAUUUACUGUUCGUUAUGAAGAUAUACCAUUAUCUAAUCAAAAUUCUCUAGGUCGUCUUGUAUGUGAAUGGAUAUCACCAAGUUCAUCAUCAGGUAUUGAUUAUUAUACAAUUGAACGACAAUUAGGUGAUAAAGAAUGGUUACCUAUUGAAGAAAAAAUUGAUAAAAAACAAAAUCAAAUUGAAUUAGAUAUAUCAUCAUUAAUUGCUAAUGAUAAUGAUGAUAAUAUUCCAUCACGUUUUCGUUUAAAAGCUCAUCUUGGUAAUGGAAAAAUAUUUACUAGUAAACCAACAGAUGAUAUAUACAUAAAUUCAAAAGAUAAAAAACAUAUUAUAAUACCUGAUGUUGAAAUUCUUUCGGCUAAUUCUGUUCAAUUAACAUGGAAAAAAGAUGAAAAUGAUACAAUAAAUAUGUAUGAUAUUGAAAAGAAAGAAGCAGGUCAAACAGAAUGGAUUAAAGUUACAAAAGUUCCUCGUUCACAAGGUUCAGCUAAAAUAGAUAAUUUAACUGAUGCUCAACAAUGCCAAUUUCGUUUGGUACCAUCAGAAUCACAACAAGCUGCAAAAUCAGACGAACCCGAACCAGACGUAUUGACCGUACAUAAUGUUAAUGAAUGGCUUAGUUCAUUACGUAUUGUACCAACAUCAUCAAAUACUGUUGAUGUUGAUAUUUCAGAAGAAGGCUUUAAAGAAUUCGAUCGAUAUAAAGUUGAAUAUACAACAAUCGAUCAAUUAGAUCAAUGGAAACAAAUGCCGGAUAUAACUCGUGAUAGUCCUCAUUUAACUAUUAACAAACUUGAACAAGAUACUAAUUAUAAAUUUCGUUUUACACCAAUUUUACGUGGAAUAACACCAGGAAAUGAAGCUAGUACUUCACAACUUUCACUUGUUCUUGAUGUUAAAAUGCCACCAUCACGCAAACCACGAUUGAUCAAAGAUGAAGCUAAAAAACGAGUUCCUCCUCCUCAAUUUGCUAUUCAUCAAACUGAUGCUACAAGUGUUCUUAUCGAAGCUAUUGUUCCUAAUGAUAAACCAGCUUCAUUUGAAGAUGUUUUUGAUGUUUAUUCAAAAAAAGAAACAGCUGAUGAUGAUUGGACUAAAGUUGGAACAAUUGAUAAAGAUCAUUUAAGUAUGACUAUUAAAAAUCUUCAAGAAAAUACGGCUUAUGCUUUUAAAAUACAUAAUCAAGCAUUACCAUUAUCUAAUGAUGAAAAUAAUAUUAUACAACAAUUUAAAUUUGAAACAGAUGCAGUUAAACUAUAUGAUCCAUCAUUAUUCUUGAAAAAAAUUGAACAAAGUUUGGAAAGUGUUGUUGGUGGUGUUAUGCGAGCUGCUGCUGGUCAUCAAGCUCUUGAGACUCCAGUAAAUAUAAGUUUAAAUGAAGUAAUUAAAGAAAUUUUUCUGGAUGAAAAUCUUGUACCUAAUGAACAAUAUGGUUUUGAUACAUUAGCAUUAACUAAUGAUUUACAAUUAUUUCGUGGUCCAAAACAAAUGAUGUUACAAGAAUUAAAAGGUAAUGAAACAAGUGAAACAUCAAAAGUUGAUGGUGAAAUUAUCAUACAUAAUUAUCGUUCAGCACAACAAGAACAAAAACCAGUUUUUGUACGAGAAGAAAAUGGUAAUACACGUGUUGGAAAUAUAGAUGGUGAUGUUAUUGUACGUAAUGUUGUAACAGAUGUUUUAUUAACAAAAGAAGAAACACAUAAUCAAUUAUCAAUGAAUAUUGUUGGACAAGCUUUUCUACGAGGUUUUCAAGGAAUCUUAAUUGCAUCAAACUUUAAAGGAAUUAUUGUCGUCAAAAAUGUAAAUAAGCCGUAA